GUUGUUCCUUUUGUUAGAGAAUGGCUGAAUAAGGCUGAAUACCAUUGUGGUAUCUAUGCUGGAGACUUUGUAAACAAAUUUACUUUUCUCGGCACGUGGAGUUAAAUAACAUAUUCAUUAUUUAAGAAUGCUUAUUAAACAGUCGAAAUGAAACAAUUGUCUGAAUCAAGGACUAAACUGGUUUUCGAAAAGUUAUCGAAAUACAUCGGGAGCAACGUGAAGUUGCUGAUCGACCGGCCGGAUGGCACCUACUGCUUCCGGGAGAGGAAGGAGCGUGUGUACUAUGUGUCGGAACGCAUCCUUCACCUGGCAGAGACGGUGGCGCCAGAGCACCUGGUCUGUGCCGGCACCUGCUUCGGCAAGUUCACCAAGGCCGGGCGGUUCCACCUGCACGUCACCGCGCUCAGCUACCUGGCGCCGUAUGCCCAGUACAAGAUCUGGUUGAAGCCGUCAGCGGAGCAGCAGUUCCUGUACGGACACAACGUGCUCAAGUCUGGGCUGGGCCGCAUCACGGAAAACACGCCCCGCUACCAGGGUGUUGUCGUGCUCUCCAUGAGCGACCUUCCACUGCAGCGAACAGAACGGGCGAAGGAACCGGGCGGCAACGCUGUAGUGUCGUCCGCUACCUGCUGGACCGCCGUUCCGUCAACAAAACUCCCCGCGCAUUCUAGGUUUCGGCACGGCAGCGCGGUCGACGGCAGAGUGCAAGCACGCUGACCCCAUGGCCAUCAUUUGCUUCCAUCAGGCAGACGUGGGGGAGUACAUCAGGUCCGAGAGUGCUCUGAUCUGAAGCACUGGCUUCUUGCGCCAUGACUUUUUUUAUUCUGCAAGUGUCGCACUUGCACAGAAGCAAAAGAUACAGACUGUUUGUUCUGCUGCCAGUGAAGCUGUUACUGGGAAUAUCAGCUGAUAGUGCUAUGAGUAAUAAAUGUAUUAUUGUGUUUGUUGUA
Bacillus rossius redtenbacheri is the source of this 950-nucleotide messenger RNA. RefSeq names its product 60S ribosome subunit biogenesis protein NIP7 homolog. Gene Ontology annotation, cellular component: nucleus; preribosome, large subunit precursor; nucleolus. Gene Ontology annotation, molecular function: RNA binding. Gene Ontology annotation, biological process: ribosome assembly; ribosomal large subunit biogenesis. The record is from RefSeq and is a predicted model, not a curated record. NCBI's taxonomy places the organism in Eukaryota, Metazoa, Arthropoda, Insecta, Phasmatodea, Bacillidae. The transcript has 5 exons. The coding region runs from base 148 to 717 and encodes 189 amino acids.